CUGGAAGAGAAGCUGACGUGGAGGGUUAGGGGUGGGGGUAAUUAGGUCAAUUGCGUUUGCCGUCUGGAAAACCUGUAUAAGUUCCAACGGGGGACAUUUCUCUUCUUCCUCCACCCAGUUGAAACCCCACGUAGCCGUUACCCUUCUUCAACAACAAAUCAUCCUCCAAUUUGCCCACUCCGUCCCUUUUUUUUCUUCUACGCCGCCGAUUUUCUUUUCCUUUCCUACCGACUCGUUCUAGUUUGACUCAGUGAGAACGAUUCCUUUCCGACUGAGUUUUUCAAGAAUCAGCGUUGUUUUCUGUUUCCUUCCGGCGGCUUAAUGGUUCAGCUGAUGAAUUCCGGGACGGAGAAGAUUCCGACCGCCAAGAGGCUGAAGAAAGAGGUUGAGGAUUCAUUGGAAGACCUUCUCGAUCAAUUUCAUAAGCGAUCCAAAUCCGACUUCUCCUCCGAGAGAUGGACAUCAGAAGCCAAUGCGUUUCCUUUAUCAUCCAGUCCGUACAAUCCUCUAGACGAGCCAAGCCCAUUGGGUUUAAGCCUAAAAAAGAGUCCUUCCUUAUUGGAUUUGAUUCAAGCAAAACUAUCUCAAGAAACUGCAAAAUUAGAUAGUUUGAGCAAAAAGGAUCAGAAGGGAGGCAAUGCUUUUACUACUGCAGACAAACUCAAGGCUUCUAAUUUCCCUGCCUUGAUUCUUAAGAUUGGUACUUGGGAGUAUAAGUCAAGAUAUGAGGGAGAUUUAGUGGCCAAGUGUUAUUUUGCAAAGCAUAAGUUGGUUUGGGAGCUUCUAGAUGGGAAUCUUAAGAAUAAGAUAGAAAUUCAAUGGUCGGAUAUCGUCGCCUUGAAGGCGACUUAUCCCGAGGAUGGUCUCGGCACUUUGGAUGUAGUGCUGGCGAGACAGCCCCUUUUCUUUCGGGAAAUAAACCCACAGCCUAAGAAACACACUUUAUGGCAAGCAACAGCCGACUUUACUGGUGGAGAAGCGAGCAGAUAUAGAAGGCAUUUCCUGCAAUGUUCACAAGGCUUGUUAAACAAGCAUUUUGAGAAGCUUGUACGCUGCGAUCCUCGUCUCAACUUUCUAAGCCAGCAACCAGAUAUCGUGUUAGAAUGUCCUUAUUUUAAAACCAAUGGUUCAAAUGAAUCCAAAGAAGGAGUUGAUUUGAAGGAGGGACCUACUUUCUUUAGUUUAGGUAUGGUGUCACCAUCGGGAACUCAAUCACCUUCCUCAGUUAAAGAACAUGAAUGUCUUGCGGGUGCUUCUGAAGAAUAUUCUGAGCAAUCUCCAUCACCUAAUUCAGGGUUGGAAGCUCAAGCGACGGAGGAAUUAAGAAACGAUGGAUGUGAAAGUUCAAGACUGUUAAAUAAAUGGGAUCAAGUCAUGGUUCCUGGGAUUCGGCCAUCAAUGUCUGUUAGUGAUUUUGUCAAUCAUAUUGAACACUGCCUAUCACAGCAGAUGACACCCAACGGUUCUAUGUUUUCUGAAGAAAACCAACAAAGCAGAGAAGCCCUAGAGGGAAUUACACAGUAUCUUUUUGGAGAUUCUCAAAAUCCAUCCGACUCAGACGAGCAGACUAUCAUGUCCAGGGUGAAUUCCCUAUGCUGUCUUCUGCAAAAGGAUUCUUGUAUGGCUAAGACCUUGCAAACCAAAGCUGCCAAUAAUAGCCUCGAUGUCAACACCUACCCCACUACUGCAUCAGAAUAUGAAACUAUGAGUCGAGAAGGCUUACCUGCACACGAUGGCUUUCAAUCGAGCAAGCACAUAGCAAUGUCGAGGAAUGAUUCCGUUGGUGAGCUGCUGCUUAAUCUUCCCAGAAUAGCUUCUCUACCUCAGUUUUUGUUCAACUUGUUCGAUGAUUCUGAUGAUCGUUCUAGAUAACCUUUGUUUUGGUUCAUCUUGUUAAUAGAAAGUCUAGCAUAAACCAGAUCUCUAAUGAAAAGAAAAAAGAAACAGAAAAAUCUACCCUUCUCUGUUCCAUUACUGUGUAGAUGAAUAAACAGUGCCCUCCUUACAAGUCAACUUAUUGUAAAUAUGUAGGUAGGGUGCUUAAAAAUAUAUGUAGUUCAGUAGCUGUAUCAACUAACAGCCAACAUCUCUUUCUUUGUUUUGAACUUUGUAUGAACAAAAUUUGAUGUUUAAAGCUUACAUGGCAAGCGUAUUAUAUCUCCA
Molecule: messenger RNA, 2163 nt
Organism: Cucumis sativus (cucumber)
Lineage: Eukaryota; Viridiplantae; Streptophyta; Magnoliopsida; Cucurbitales; Cucurbitaceae
Exons: 6
Coding region: 322-1872 (516 amino acids)
Source: RefSeq, a predicted model, not a curated record